Orussus abietinus is the source of this 773-nucleotide messenger RNA. RefSeq lists its product as uncharacterized. The transcript is spliced from 3 exons. The record is from RefSeq and is a predicted model, not a curated record. NCBI's taxonomy places the organism in Eukaryota, Metazoa, Arthropoda, Insecta, Hymenoptera, Orussidae. Bases 28 to 684 code for a protein of 218 amino acids.
UGAAGAAGCAUUUUAGAGGGUCCCAAGAUGACGAACCUUCUGGAGACUUUCGUGACGAACACUCACGCUGAUUACACGUGGCCUUAUCCGAAACCACUGAUGGCAAAACCUGCACAGCCUCCUAUGAAUCCUUCUGCGGAUCUGCACAUACAGAGAUUCCACUCUGACGGUUGCAAAUGUACCGCUGAAGGUUUUCAAACUGAUACGAAUGGAUACAAGACUUUGGCUGAUAAAGAGCAAAAAUCCCGCGAGGGUGCCAUCGCGGAAAAUCGGAAAGUGGAUAAUUCAAAAAAUAGGAUUUUGCAGAACGUCUGCCACAUGGGUGACGAGGCAAUGAGAAGCGUCUACCAGAUUGAUUACGAGAAACGAGGAGUACUAUUCACGGAAUACAAACAGCUAAUGGCGGCCGUUGAUUCACCGGUUGGAGCUCCCAUUUGUUCGGUUAAUAAGGACCUUAAAAAUGGCUACAAAGACCCAACGAAAUUCAGACACAGUGCUGUGGAUAAGCCACACAUUCGACCGCCCAGGUGCAUCGAUAUGUCUGCGGUUCCAAAAACGUUCGAGCUGUGGGCGGCGCCAUUCACGGGUUACUCCGAAUAUAUGGACACGAUCAGUAAAAUGGGCUUGAGUAACAUGAAAAAUCGCCAACAGUAUUUACAGCCUUUACCAACGUCUAGGAAAUGAUUUGACUUUGCUACCGAUAAGACAAGCUAUCCAAGAAGUGGAGGAAGCGGAUUCGUUUUUUGCACGUAUCGUUUCUUCCGAAGCGUUCA